Messenger RNA from Ochlerotatus camptorhynchus, 7313 nucleotides. RefSeq names its product Down syndrome cell adhesion molecule 1 (gene Dscam1). Gene Ontology annotation, molecular function: cell-cell adhesion mediator activity. Gene Ontology annotation, cellular component: axon; plasma membrane. Bases 529 to 6801 code for a protein of 2090 amino acids. Gene Ontology annotation, biological process: dendrite self-avoidance; axon guidance; homophilic cell-cell adhesion. The record is from RefSeq and is a predicted model, not a curated record. Lineage: Eukaryota; Metazoa; Arthropoda; Insecta; Diptera; Culicidae. The transcript is spliced from 26 exons.
CAAAGGAGUUCGGAAGUAUCGAACCCGUACGUCGCGUUUCGAUUGAAUUUUCCAGGUGAAAAAUAGUGCUAAAUCCGUCGAUUGUUGGUAAUUGUGGUGAAUAAAGGCCGUUUGAAGCAUACUUUUAUUGAUCCGGGUCGCGAAAGGUUUUAGGUGGCACCCCAAUUCGAUUUGGGGGGUGGCUCGCGGUAGCACCCUUAUCUGUCAGAACGCAAGGAUAAAGGGAAAACGUCGGUCGUCGUCUGUUUUCCACACCCCGUCGUCGCCGUCGCGUGCGUCGCGCAACCAUACCGUCGUCGCCGUCGUUGUGUAUCUUUAGCGUGCUAGUCUCUGCUUUGGAAGUACUACAACAGGAAAUAUCAAUCUUUCGUCUCCCCUUUGGGGAGAGAUUUUUUAAAACCACGUACAGACAAGACAGUGAAAAGAAGCAAGGAAUAAUACAAAGAUUGUGCAGUGUGCAGUGCUCGGAAUAAUUUAAUUGGACCAAACCCAGAUAAAGUGCUAAAAGUGAAGAGGUCGUUUUCCGCGAUGACUCGGUGCCGUGGAGAUACGGCGACAAUGUUCGCACUAGUGUGUAUGGUUCUGCUAAGUGGCUUCAAUUGCUUAAAUGCGGUCCAAGCGGCUUCCAAGGUGGACGACUCAAAGGGUCCCGUCUUCCUGAAGGAACCGACCAAUCGUAUCGACUUUUCCAACUCGACCGGAGCCGUUGUGGAGUGCAGUGCCACUGGAAACCCCCCGCCGGAAAUGAUCUGGAUCCGAAGCGACGGCACGGCCGUUGGAGAAGUACCCGGACUGCGGCAAAUCCUACCGAAUGGAAACCUGGUGUUCCCACCGUUCCGCGCCGAAGACUACCGUCAGGACGUGCACGCCCAGGUCUAUGCUUGUAUGGCCAAGAACCAGUUUGGAUCGAUCAUUUCGCGGGAUGUCAACGUACGAGCCGUGGUCAUUCAAAGCUACGAAGCCGAGGCGGACAACGAGUACGUAAUUCGGGGUAAUUCUGCCAUCAUGAAGUGUGAGAUUCCAUCGUUCGUAGCGGACUUCGUUGCGGUAGAUUUGUGGUUCGAUUCCGAUGGGAAUGAGUACUAUCCGGGUGACGAUAGUAGUCUAGUUGUCCACCAACACUACCAGAUCCGAGUUAACGACGACUUCAUCCUAAACGGAAAUGCUGCCAUUAUGAAGUGCUUGGUUCCGUCGUUUCUGCAAGACUUCAUCACCAUCGAUUCUUGGGAAAUUGACGACGAGGUCGUUACCAUCGAUAUGGAAUCUUUGGAUGGCAAGUACAUGGUCCUACCGUCCGGUGAGCUGCACAUCCGUGAAGUCGGACCGGAGGAUGGCUACAAGAGCUACCAGUGCCGAACCAAGCACCGACUGACCGGUGAAACUCGACUUUCCGCUACCAAAGGACGUCUCGUUAUCACAGAACCAAUCGGUAGCAAAGCUCCCUCGUUCGGGUCCAAUAUCAUGACCUAUCUGGAUACGGCCAUCAAUUCCAGCAUUGCACUGCUGUGUCAGGCGCAGGCUUACCCAGUUCCCGUUUUCAAGUGGUACAAAUACAUCGAAGGAACAACCCGCAAGCAAGCCGUGGUGUUGAACGAUCGCGUUAAGCAGGUCUCCGGAACGCUGAUCAUCAAGGAUGCCGUGGUGGACGAUUCCGGCAAGUACCUGUGCGUAGUGAACAACUCGGUCGGUGGUGAAAGCGUGGAAACUGUACUGACCGUGACGGCUCCGCUGACUGCCAAGAUUGAACCACGAACGCAAACCGUCGACUUUGGACGACCGGCCGUGUUUACGUGCAAGUUCUCCGGCAAUCCGAUCAAGACCGUCAGCUGGAUGAAGGACGGAAAAGCGCUGGGACACAGUGAUGCCGUGCUGCGGAUAGAGUCGGUCAAGAAGGAAGACAAGGGCAUGUAUCAGUGUUUCAUCCGUAACGAUCAGGAAAGCGCCCAAUCCAGUGCCGAGCUGAAGCUGGGAGGAAGAUUUGACCCACCGGUGAUUCGGGAAGCCUUCCCCGAGGAAACUCGCCACCCGGGACCGUCCGUAUUUCUGAAGUGUAUUGCUGGAGGUAACCCGACACCGGAAAUUUCCUGGGAACUGGACGGAAAGAAAGUCACCAAUAGCGAUCGGUAUCAGGUUGGGCAGUACGUUACGGUCAAUGGGGAUGUCGUAUCGCAUUUGAACAUCACAUCUCUGCACUCGAACGAUGGAGGUCUGUACAAGUGUAUCGCCAGCAGCAAGGUUGGCGUUGCGGAGCACUCUGCCAAACUCAACGUCUACGGUCUGCCUUAUGUGCGAACUAUGGAGAAGAAAUCGAUUGUGGCUGGCGAAACGCUGAUGGUGACGUGUCCGGUUGCUGGCUAUCCGAUCGAUUCGAUUGUUUGGGAAAGGGACAACCGACAGCUGCCGAUCAACCGGAAGCAGAAGGUAUUUCCCAACGGAACGCUGAUCAUCGAAAAUGUGGAACGGAACUCCGACCAGGCUACUUAUACUUGCGUUGCGAAGAAUUCAGAUGGCUACACCGCCCGGGGGACACUGGAGGUCGCUGUUAUGGUGCUGCCGCAGAUCGUGCCGUUCAGUUUCGGCGAAGAGCAGGUCAACCAGUACGAUAUGGUUUCGACGAUGUGCACCGUAAACAAAGGCGACAUGCCGAUCGACAUCAGCUGGGAGUUCGCGUCCUCCCUGAUGGAACCGCGAACGCCACGCAGGUUGCAAACGAGUGAUGGAAUUCUGAUAAGUCGUAGCAGCUCCCGUAUCAGUAUGCUAAGCAUUGACUCGGUACGGGACCGGCACAGUGGGAACUAUUCCUGCCGGGCGAAGAACCAAGCUGGGGCGGUCGAAUACAGCGCCACCCUCUCCGUGAACGUUCCACCAAGGUGGAUUCUCGAACCAACCGACAAGGCUUUCGCACAAGGCUCUAACGCAAAGGUCGAAUGCAAAGCCGAUGGGUUCCCGAAGCCUCAGGUUAGCUGGAAGAAGGCCAUCGGUGACACCCCCGGGGAAUACAAGGAUCUCCGCUCGAACGAUUCAAGCAUCCGUGUUGAGGAGGGAUCGCUUUUCAUCAACAACAUUCAGAAAUCGAACGAAGGCUACUAUCUGUGCGAAGCGAUCAACGGUAUCGGCUCGGGUCUCAGCGCAGUGAUUCUGAUCAGCGUUCAAGCUCCGCCAGAGUUCACCGAAAAACUACGCAACCAAACGGCUCGCCGAGGUGAACCAACUGUGCUGCAGUGUGAAGCUAAGGGUGAGAAGCCCAUCGGUAUUCUGUGGAACAUGAACAAUAUCCGCUUGGACCCGAAAUCGGACAACCGAUACACCAUUAGAGAGGAAAUUCGUCCGGAUGGAGUCAUGUCAAGCCUGUCGAUCAAGCGUACGGAACGAAGCGAUUCAGCUCUGUUCACCUGUAUGGCUACCAAUGCGUUCGGAAGUGACGAUUCCAGUAUUAACAUGAUCAUUCAGGAAGCUCCGGAAAUGCCGUACGCCCUCAAGGUGCUGGACAAAUCCGGCCGAACAGUGCAACUGAGCUGGGCCAAGCCUUACGAUGGAAACUCGCCACUAAAGCGAUACAUUAUCGAAUUCAAGCGAUCGCGAGGAACCUGGGAGAAUGAUGUUGAUCGCGUUAUUGUUCCUGGCCAUACCAACGAAGCUCAGGUGCAGAAGCUCAGUCCGGCCACAACCUAUAAUAUCCGAAUUGUUGCCGAAAACGAAAUUGGAGUUUCCGACUCGUCGGACGUCGUCACGAUCAUCACUGCCGAGGAAGCUCCGUCUGGUAAGCCACAAGCGAUUAAGGUCGAACCAAUCAAUCAAACUACGCUCCGAGUUAGCUGGAAGGCUCCUCCACGUGCCGAAUGGAACGGUGACAUUUUAGGCUACUACGUAGGAUUCAAGCAGACUUCGCAAAAUUCGUCAUACAUCUACGAAACGGUGAACUACUCCUUGGAAGGUGGUGAAGGAAAGGAGCACAGUUUGGAGAUCAACAAUUUGAAGACCUACACUCAGUAUUCGAUAGUCAUCCAAGCGUUCAACAAAGUUGGAGCUGGUCCGAUGAGCGAAGAAGAAAAGCAAUACACUGCCGAAGGUACCGCGGAUCAACCGCCAAGUGAUACUAUGUGCACAACCCUAACUUCGCAAACUAUCCGCGUUUCCUGGGUAAGUCCUCCGCUAGAAUCGGCCAAUGGUGUAAUCAAGGGAUACAAAGUAGUCUACGCGCCAAGUGAUCUGUGGAAUGACGAUAAGAACAAGGACUACAAGAAGACUGCCUCCAGCGAUACGGUUCUGCAUGGUCUGAAGAAGUACACCAAUUAUACUAUGCAAGUACUGGCUACUACUUCCGGAGGUGAUGGCGUUCGUAGUGCCCCGAUUCACUGUCAAACCGAACAGGACGUCCCGGAAGCUCCCACCGCAGUUAAGGCUCUGGUUAUGUCGGAAGGAUCGAUUCUUGUUUCGUGGCAGCCACCAUCCCAACCGAAUGGAGUUAUCCUUCAGUAUACUGUCUACAUCAAGAUUGGAGAUCAGGAACCCAAGAGCCACAAAGUGCCUUCCUAUCAGAUGAGCUAUGAAGCUUCGGGAUUGGAGAAGAACCAACAGUACGAUUUCUGGGUUACCGCAAGCACUAACAUCGGUGAAGGUCAGCGCUCGAAGAUGCUUUCGGCUAUGCCAAGUGACAAAGUUCCAGCGAAGAUUGCCUCGUUCGACGAUAGCUUCACUGCUACCUUCAAGGAAGAUGCCAAACUGCCGUGUAUUGCCGUGGGAUCCCCAACGCCCGACAUUACGUGGAAGAUCAAGGGCCAAGAAUUCGUUCCCAAUGAGCGCAUCCGACAGCUUCCGGAAGGUUCCCUCUUCAUCAAGGACGUCAUCCGUCAGGAUGCUGGAGACUACACUUGUACCGCUGAGAACUCGAUCGCCAAGGAUUCCAUUACACACCGAUUGAUCAUUGUGGCUCCUCCACAGUCGCCUCAACUAACGCUCACCGCUACCACCACCGAUUCGCUUGCCGUCAAGCUAAAGCCUCAUGAAUCGGACACUGCUCCGCUACAAGGAUAUACUCUGCACUACAAGCCUGAGUUCGGCGAUUGGGAAACUAUCGAUGUUGCAUUGGAUGCCCCGAAAUACACCAUCGAAAAUCUUUACUGCGGAUCGAGAUACCAGGUGUACGCCACUGCAUACAACACCAUCGGAGCCGGCGAGACCUCGGACAUCCUGAACACUCGAACUAAGGGAUCGAAACCGCUCCUGCCAGAUAAAUCACGAUUCAUCGAUGCUUCGUCCAACUCGAUCACGCUGCACUUGCCUGCAUGGAAGGACGGAGGCUGCCGUAUGUCGCAUUUUGUUGUUGAGAAUAAGAAAAAAGAUCAACUUGACUGGAACCAAAUUUCGAACAAUGUCAAACCCGGCGGCAACUUUGUUGUGCUGGAUCUGGAACCGGGUACCUGGUACAAUUUACGAAUAACUGCCCACAACAACGCCGGCUUCACCGUCGCAGAGUACGAAUUUGCCACUCUGACCAUCACCGGAGGUACGAUCGCUCCGAAAGUGGGCUCGAUCCAGCCGGGGGUCAUCUACCCGCCCUGGAUCCCGCACUGGAUCGACCUGAACGUGAUGGUUCCGCUGAUUGCGACCAUCAUCGUAGUGGCGGUGGGCGUUCUAGUGAUCUGCAUAGCAAUCUCACGCCGACGAGACGACGAUCCACGCUGCGGACCGAAGGAUGUUUAUUACGACGUGGUCUACAAUCAAUCGAUGGGACCGGCUGGUGCUGCUACACUGGACAAACGCCGACCGGACAUCCGCGAUGAACUGGGCUACAUUGCACCUCCGAACCGAAAACUCCCUCCCGUACCCGGAUCCAACUACAACACCUGCGACCGCGUGAAGCGAGGAACCGUGAUAAGCCAUAAUCCUAUCAAUAAAUCCAACCACUCAACCUGGGACCCCCGUCGACCACUGUACGAAGAGCUGAAAAACGUUCAAGGUCCGACGCUACCGAGAAGAUGUAACCAUCCACCAGCGUGUUACGGCAUGGAGGACGAAAUCUGCCCGUACGCAACGUUCCACCUGCUCGGUUUCCGCGAGGAAAUGGACCCAACCAAGGCGAUGAACUUCCAGACAUUCCCGCAUCAGAACGGCAUGACCGGACCAGGUCACAUGGGCACGAUGGGUUCGAACAUGGCCAUGCAGGUGCCGAACCACGUGCACUCGCGCUCCGGAUCACAGUCAAUGCCACGCCAGAACCGGUAUGCACGCAAGAAUAGCCAGGGAGGACAGAGCAGUAUCUACACUCCGGCACCCGAGUACGACGAUCCGGCGAACUGCGCCGAGGAGGAUCAAUAUAGACGGUACACUCGCAUCAACUCCCAAGGAGGAUCGCUAUACUGCGGACCUGGCCCCGAAUAUGACGACCCUGCCAACUGUGCACCGGAGGAAGAUCAGUAUGGAUCACAGUACGGAGGCAACUACGGUACACCGUACGAUCACUACGGAUCACGAGGAUCCGUGGGACGACGCAGUGUGGGUGAGUUGAUCGGUUCUCCUGAGCCCCCACCACCACCACCACGCAACCACGAUACCAGCAACUCGUCCUUCAACGACUCCAAAGAAAGUAACGAAAUUUCGGAGGCUGAGUGCGACCGGGACAACGGUCCCCGAGGCAACUAUGGCGAACCUACCGAGGCAACUGCCAAAGCAACCGACGCCCUCACUGGAGAGGAGACAGAGAAGUUGUUGAAAAGAAACGAAGUCAAACCCAAGUACGCCAAACAAGCCGCAGCCCCCGCCAGUACAGGACUCACAGCCUACGAUACUAUGGCAGUGUAAUCUGUAAAUGACUGACGACGGUCGAGGAGCGACCGUAGCGGACAGUAGUAGUAGCCCUCCUACUAGAAUCAACCAAUUUCAUCCGAAUCCCCUUUCUUAACCUGUAAGUUUAUGCUCCCAAACUAGGACAAGCGUAUCGCCAUAUCCACCUCCCUAUCAUACCACUUGAAAGAAAUCAUACUAUAUGUAUAACCGUUUACCGUAUACUCGCGUGACUUUGGGGUGAACAACAACAACAACAACAGCGGCUCCAUCAGGAUUUAUUCACGAAACUCCUCGUCGCUGUCAUUGUGGCGAAAACGACCGAGAGCGAACUAUUUGUGAGCUGGGAAUAAUCGAAAAUCCGAACAAAUUCUGUACAUUUACACCUGUGUAAGUUUUGCAUCAGUGUCUAUAUUGUAUGUGGUAUUAUUGGUAAAGGAUAUUUCAGUCUUCGCUAUUGAUUGUGUAUUAAUUUUAAGUGCUGAUUUGUGAUCGAUUGUAUUCUUAUUUACAUGAGCUUAAAUUACGAU